Ascoidea rubescens DSM 1968 is the source of this 2556-nucleotide messenger RNA. RefSeq names its product ATP-binding mismatch repair protein (gene PMS1). The coding region runs from base 1 to 2556 and encodes 851 amino acids. NCBI's taxonomy places the organism in Eukaryota, Fungi, Ascomycota, Saccharomycetes, Ascoideales, Ascoideaceae. Gene Ontology annotation, biological process: mismatch repair. Gene Ontology annotation, cellular component: MutLalpha complex. Gene Ontology annotation, molecular function: ATP-dependent DNA damage sensor activity; mismatched DNA binding; ATP binding. The record is from RefSeq and is a predicted model, not a curated record. The transcript is spliced from 3 exons.
AUGAGUAGGCUGAACAUCGCCAAAAUCAACAAUGUUGAUAUUCAAAAAAUCAAUUCCGGACAAGUAAUUAUAGAUCUUCAAACUGCUGUCAAAGAAUUGGUUGAAAAUUCUUUGGAUGCUAAUUCAACCUCAAUUGAAAUAUUAUUCAAAAAUUAUGGAAUCGAUUCUAUUGAGGUAAUUGAUAAUGGUGAUGGGAUUGAUCGAUUAGAUUUCAAAAAUAUUGCUUUGAAUAGCUAUACUUCCAAGCUAUCUUCAUUUGAUGAUUUAGAUAUUUUAAACUCCUUUGGAUUUAGAGGUGAGGCAAUUCAUUCAUUAGUUUCCACAUCAAAAUCAUUUCAAAUAACAACUGCGACAAAGGAAACUUAUCCUAAAGCAUCAAUUUUAAACUUUGGUUCAAAUGGACUUUUGAUAUCAAUUAAACCAACAACCAGAAAUGUUGGCACAUCCUCUUUAAUCACAAACCUAUUUGAAAAUUUACCAGUUAGAAGAAAAAAUUUUAUCAAAAAUCAUAAAAGAGAAUUUAAUAAAGCAAUUGAAUUAUUAACAAAUUAUUGCUUGAUAACAGAAAAUGUUAGGCUUAAAAUAUUUAAUAUUUUACCUAAAAGAAAUAACAAAAAUUUAAUCAUAGCAACAAAGGGCUUAAAUAACAAACUAAAAGACAACAUCUAUUCGGUUUUUGGUUCUAAAAUCUUUAAUUUUAAAUCUUUAAUUGAAAUUGAUUUUUCUUUAAACUUGUUUUCAACCUCAAAAGUAAAAUUAGUUGGUUAUCUUUCUAAUCCUUCACCAAAAAUGGGUGUUAAAUCUCCCUCCCACCAAUACAUAUUUGUUAAUUCUAGACCAGUAAUCUUAAAGAAUUUGAAAGAUUUGCUUAAUAAUCUUUAUAAAAGUUUUAAUUUAUUGCAGUAUCCUGUUUUUUUCUUAAACUUAAAAAUUAAUCUGAACAUGAUCGAUAUCAAUGUUACCCCUGAUAAAAGAACUAUCUUAAUUCAAAAUGAAACUGAAAUACUAAAUCUUAUCAAAUCUAAAAUUUUAGAUCUUUAUCAUAACUCUGACGCUGAAAUUUCAAAAAACAAUUUUAAAUCAAGCCCUUUUACUAAUGAUAAAAUAGACUGUGAUCUUGAACCCAAGGAUAUAGAAGAAAACUGCAAAUCUUUGGAUUCUAAUACAGAUAAUGACAUAAAGACAUUAAUAGAAGACAACAAUACAUCUUGUAUGUUUGAAAGGCCCACAAAAAGAUUGAAAAAUAACAAUUUAUCAAAUUAUACUACUUCUAUUUUAAAAUCAUUUACAAAUGAUUUAUCUGGAGAUUCAUUUUCUGAAAAAAAUGCAUUUCAGCAUUAUAUUAAUAAUAAUAUUGACAAUGAUUCCAAAAUAAAAGAAAACAGUUUUGAUAUUCAGAAAAAACAUAACGACUAUCAUGAAUGUAAUAAAACAGUAAAUCCUUCUCUGCAAGAAUUGAAUAACGGUUUAGAGGUUACUAUUUUUGAAGGUUUUGGUGACAAAUCAAAUAAUAAUGAAAAUAGUACAGAAGUUUCAAAUAGUAUAAAUGCUAUAACUAACGAAAGCAAGAAUGUUUUUAAUAUUGCUUCAAAUAAUAAUUUUAAUGAUUUUAGUUCUCAAAGUGAUUCUGUUUUUUGUCAAUUAAAUAUUAAUAAAAGUCAUCUGGGCUUAAUCAAUAAGAGUGAUGCUAAUAAAAUAGUUGCCGAUAUAAAUAAUGAUGACAAGGGUAUUAAAAAAAUUAAAGGCGAUAAUAAAAGCAAAGAAAUUUUAAAUAGAAAUGACCAGUUGAGUAAAACUUUCUUUAAUCAGAAAAAACUGAAAAAUCGUGAAUCUCAAAAUCAACUAAUAGUCACAAAUGCUUUUCGAAUGGGCGAAAUUACUCAAGAGUUUAAUGAGCAAGAAACAACUGAAGAGCAGUUAACAUUAAAAGUUAAUAAAAAAGAUUUUCUGGAAAUGAAAAUUGUGGGACAAUUUAAUCUUGGAUUUAUUCUUGCAACCUCUAAGCACGAGAAUUUAUUUAUAAUUGAUCAACAUGCUUCAGAUGAAAAAUUUAAUUUUGAACAAUUAAGAAAAAAUACAAAAUUUCAAAGACAAAGGUUAAUCAGUCCUAUUAAUGUUGAAUUGGCAAUAAUAGAUGAAAUGAUUGUUAAAGAUAAUAUUGAAAUGAUCGAAAAAAAUGGAUUUAAAAUUAGGGUCAAUGAGAAUAAUAAAGCAGGAUUCAAAAUUGAAUUGAUUUCGAUACCAAUAUCUAAGAAGACAGUAUUUGAUUUAAGUGAUUUUAUUGAAUUAGUAUAUAAAAUUAAGGAGAAUCAAAGUGGUGGAUAUAAGAUUAAUAAUGAAGUGAGUUGCUCUAAAAUAUAUUCGAUGUUUGCUUCAAGAGCAUGUAGAAUGAGUAUAAUGAUUGGUAAACCAUUGAAUAUUUCAAAAAUGAAAAAGGUUGUCAGUAAUUUAAGUCAAUUAGACAAACCUUGGAACUGUCCUCAUGGAAGGCCAACAAUGAGACAUUUGAUGGAGUUAACAAAAAUUGAAACAUUUAUCGAAGACUAUACAAUUUAG